GCAGAAUUGAAGGGUUCCGACAGCCCGAGAGACCCUUCAUCAUAUGCCCGAAAACAAGCGCCAGGGCGUGGGAAUAAAAUCACCAUCACCCAAACCAACUGGCAGUGCUGCUGCCCAGGGAAUGGCGGGUACAAUGGUGCCUCUGGAAGCCGCAUUGAGCGGUGCAAUCGGUGCACGCGUCCGCAUCACUACGAACCCAGUCGUGUCUACCAUCGAGGGCACACUCUUUACGGCCUGCCCAAUUACAAACCUUGUCGCUCUUAAUAUCGCCGAUUCUAAGGCACAGGCUGGGGAUUAUCGCAUUAUCCCUAUCGCCCGGAUACAAUCCUUCCAGAUUCUCUCUCUCGCCUCCGGCGAACCAACAUCCUUCUCCGAUGCCGUCCCCUCACUGCAUGCGCUUGAUAUCCGUGCCUUGAAGGCUCGCGAGGCAAACGCCGUCGCCAAGUUACAGGAAGGCGAAGCGAAACGCGGUAAGGGAGUCACGCGAGAAGCCCAGGAUAUUUUCGAUGCAUUCAGCCGCACCAUGCCUGCAAGGUGGGAUGGGGCGAAUAUCAUCGUAGCAGAUGCUGUUGCCAUUGCCCCUCCGUACCGUGUUGAUGACUGCCGGGCAUUGGUGGCAGGUGACACAGCGGCCCUCACCCGUGUACGCAAGGUGCUUGAAAUGGAACGCAAAAAGAUCGAGCUACGUAAUGCCAGCGCCACAAUUGGAACGGCAAAUACCUUUGCUGCUCGCUCCGCGAACAUGUCGACGAAGAGCGCAUCCACCAACCCUAGUCCGACUCCCGGGCCUGGAACAGCCGGGCCUCGCAAAGGCGGUUGAAAGCACCGCUCCUGAGCUUCCCCGUUGCCAUCUCGGGCCACCUAACCUGUUCCAUGGGCGAGGGAAGCAAACGGUGACGGGAGCAGCGCGCUCCGCAUUGAGCCUUGGGACCGAGCACGCUCCGAUAAACGCCGAACUGAACUACAGGUACUAGCACAGUCCAGGAGGUAGGCUGCGCUAGUGAAAUAGUUAGGAAAUUCAAACAAUCACACAAUCGAUCAAACCACUAUGAGUGGGUGGGGAGGGGGCUGCUGGGUGGGAUCAACUAAAUAAAUCCAGGGACGAUCUGAUAGCAUAGGCAAGCACUCUCAAGCCGAGUCUCAGACUCGGUAUCCGAUGAUCGAUGCCGUCGGGAGAGGCGCCUGCAGUUAGGCUUCAGGUUUUCUGUACUAGACUUAUCUAGAACAAUCGCAAUGAAUGAUGACCAUGUAUCUCUA
Molecule: messenger RNA, 1257 nt
Organism: Aspergillus ochraceoroseus IBT 24754
Lineage: Eukaryota; Fungi; Ascomycota; Eurotiomycetes; Eurotiales; Aspergillaceae
Product: anticodon-binding domain-containing protein
Exons: 3
Coding region: 44-820 (258 amino acids)
Source: RefSeq, a predicted model, not a curated record